This is a messenger RNA of Medicago truncatula (barrel medic), 1703 nucleotides long. Its product is annotated as aladin. NCBI's taxonomy places the organism in Eukaryota, Viridiplantae, Streptophyta, Magnoliopsida, Fabales, Fabaceae. The transcript is spliced from 14 exons. Gene Ontology annotation, molecular function: protein binding. The coding region runs from base 98 to 1459 and encodes 453 amino acids. Gene Ontology annotation, cellular component: nuclear pore. Gene Ontology annotation, biological process: nucleocytoplasmic transport. The record is from RefSeq and is a predicted model, not a curated record.
GUCUGAUUAGUGAUGAAUCAUCAAUUUUGUUUCAAAGCUAAACUAAAACUAAAACCCUACUCUGAAAUCUGAAUUGUAAAAACUCAGACAAACAAACAUGGCUUCUUUCCCUCCUCCUGGUUCACUCACUCUCUGCGAACUCAAUCGCGAGUUAAUCACCGUCGACGCUCUCUCCGACGAUCGAGCCAACCAAACCUACGGAAAGCUUCUCGGAUUGGUGUUCAGCCCCGUUCCAUUUCAGCCACCACCACCGCCUCUCGAGACCGACGACAUUUCCGAACAGAAAACAACUGAAACAACAACCGCUACCGCCUCUGAACGCCUUCCGAGAAAAGAACCUGUUGCAAUCUUUCAAGGCGUUGUAAGGGAUUUUCUCAGACGCCUCCUUUACCCUAAUGAUGUUCGUUUGUUGCCUGAGGUUAAUCUUCAGGGAGUUAGUUGGCACCUUAAUAAGCAUAUUAUUGCUUUUAUAUCUGGGCCCGAACAGGUUUUAGUUCACGACUAUGAAGAUUCAGAUGGGAAGGAUUCGAUUAUUUUAACCAACGAGUCUCAGAGAGAUGUUAAUGUGUUAGAGUGGAGGCCUAAUGGUGGGAGGAUGCUUGCUGUUGGUAGCAAGAGUGGAAUUUGCUUGUGGUCUGCUUCAUAUCCUGGAAAUGCCGCAUCUGCUAGAUCUGGCACUAUUUCCUUUGUAGGAAGUUUAUCUAGAGGCUCUGGAAUUCGGUAUCUCCUAGUCGAUUUUCUUCGUAGUCAAAAUGAUGAACAUGUUAGCGCCCUUACAUGGAGUCCGGAUGGAAGAUACCUAGCUUCUGCUUCAUAUGAAAGGUCUUCAUUCACUGUGUGGGAUGUUGCUCAAGGUGUGGGGACACCCAUUCGACGAGGAUUAGGAGGCAUAUCAAUGCUAAAGUGGUCACCCACUGGAGAUUAUUUCUUUGCUUCAAAAUUUGACGGAACAUUUUAUCUUUGGGAGACAAACACAUGGACAUCAGAACAAUGGUCAUCAUCUAGUGGUUUUGUCAAGUGUGCAACAUGGGAUCCAGAUGGGCGUAUGAUACUGCUUGCAUUUUCCAAAUCAUCAACUUUGGGAUCUGUUCACUUUGCAUCGAAACCUCCCUCAUUAGAUGCACAUCUGUUACCUGUUGACUUGCCAGAGAUAUUAUCAUUGACAGGCAGUCAGGGAAUUGAAAAAAUAGCAUGGGAUAGUUCAGGAGAGCGAUUGGCUGUGUCUUUUAAAGGUGGAGAUGAUGUAUAUGGUGGUCUGAUCGCUGUAUAUGAUACAAGAAGGACUCCUCUGAUAUCUACUUCAUUAAUUGGAUUUAUAAGAGGGCCUGGAGACAGUCCAAAGCCAAUCUCAUUUUCAUUUCACGGGAAGUUUAAGCAAGGACCAUUACUCUCUGUUUGUUGGAGCAGUGGAUUUUGUUGCACUUACCCACUCUUAUUCCGUUCUCAUAUGCUUCCGUAAGGAGAAUAUCUGCGGAUUUUUGCUGGUUGGGCACAAUUUGGUGCUAGCUAACUUUGAUGAUGUUAGCAUGAGUUGCUUGUUUUGAAAUUAUUUUUUGGGGUAAAAUUGAUUUAUCUUAUGUGUAUUUAAAUUUUGGCCUUGUAUUGAUGUAUUUGUUUGGAAACCAGGACAAGUAAGCCGAUUAAAAAAAAAGGUCAUGCGUGAUUAAAAAAAUGAAACACCCUCUUCAUUACUUGACUGGAAA